Messenger RNA from Cucurbita maxima (winter squash), 1175 nucleotides. RefSeq names its product PHD finger protein ALFIN-LIKE 2-like. NCBI's taxonomy places the organism in Eukaryota, Viridiplantae, Streptophyta, Magnoliopsida, Cucurbitales, Cucurbitaceae. The transcript is spliced from 5 exons. Gene Ontology annotation, cellular component: nucleus. The record is from RefSeq and is a predicted model, not a curated record. Gene Ontology annotation, molecular function: histone binding; transcription coregulator activity; transcription cis-regulatory region binding. The coding region runs from base 181 to 906 and encodes 241 amino acids. Gene Ontology annotation, biological process: regulation of DNA-templated transcription.
UGCGUUAAUUGGAGUUUAGAGAGUUAAAAGUAGAUUGCCAAUUAUAAAUAGCGUGGGAUCAAGCCAAACCCGAAAGCCGUACAAAAGGUUCGCACAAAAGGUUCCAAGUUUAUCGAUGCUGGUCACUGGGCAGUGAUCACUACGAUCUCUUCGACUUCUGCAAUUUACUCGAUCAAUUAAAUGGCGUCAAUCUCUUCCAGCCUUCGCACUGUCGAAGAUAUCUUCAAGGAUUACAACGCUCGACGCACAGGCCUUGUGCGAGCCCUCACUUAUGAUGUUGAUAUGUUCUACUCGCUUUGCGAUCCUGAGAAGGAGAAUCUGUGUUUGUAUGGACAUCCGGAUGAGUCUUGGGAGGUGACUUUGCCUGCCGAGGAAGUUCCAUCCGAGCUCCCUGAGCCCGCGUUGGGGAUCAAUUUUGCAAGAGAUGGGAUGAAGCGCAGAGACUGGCUUUCGCUGGUGGCUGUGCACAGCGAUUGUUGGUUGCUUUCAGUGGCGUUCUAUUUUGGUGCUCGACUCAACCGCAAUGAGCGGAAGCGGCUGUUUAGUAUGAUUAAUGAUCUACCCACUCUAUUUGAAGUUGCGUCUGGAAGGAAAGCUGUUAAAGACAAACCCAGUAUGGAUAGUGGAAGUAAAUCCAGAAACAGCACAAAGAGAUCACUGGACGGGUCGAUUAGAAACAGCAAUCCAAAGCUACUGGAUGAGAGUUAUGGAGAGGAGGAGGACGAGCAUGGUGAUACUCUGUGUGGGAGCUGUGGAGGGAACUACAACGCAGAUGAGUUUUGGAUUGGAUGUGACAUAUGCGAGAGGUGGUUCCAUGGAAAAUGUGUGAGGAUAACACCAGCCAAGGCAGACAAUAUCAAGCAAUACAAAUGCCCCUCUUGCAGCACAAAGAGAGGAAGACAGUAGCGCGCCGAGACAGACACCAUCAUGUAAAGCACACAUUUUGUGGGAGUUAACCUUUAUGUCUUGGAAAAAACUGUUGGUAGGGGAUUUACUUGUGAUGAGGGUUUAUAGGGUGGGUUAUAAAGUUAACACUCUAACGGAUACGUAAGCAUGAGUUGAAGCUAGUUUUCUUUUCUUUCGUUCGUUUUUUUAUUCAUACAUGUUCCUCCUCGUAUAGUUUGGUGUUUGAAGAUUGAUUGAUCUUUCCUUCGUUUUAAUGAUAUGAAUGAAAU